Monodelphis domestica (gray short-tailed opossum) is the source of this 1798-nucleotide messenger RNA. NCBI's taxonomy places the organism in Eukaryota, Metazoa, Chordata, Mammalia, Didelphimorphia, Didelphidae. The record is from RefSeq and is a predicted model, not a curated record.
UUUGUCUAACUUAAGGGUAUAGACAGAGAUUGAGAAAAUCGAGAUCUUAAUAUACCUUCUCAUUUUAGCCACCCAUCAUCUCUCUCCAUGUCAUCCAUCACUGGGUGUGAAAACAUUAUUCUCUUCAGAAUUCAUAUAACUGGUGGCUUAAGACAAAAUCUAAAUGACUUAUAGGUGGAAUCCAAAUCUCACUGCUUGUGAUCAUGACCUGCUAGAGGACCACUUUGGAUAGGGACUAUAAUUCCUCAUUAGAACAGGGUCUCUCUAAGGACAAAACUCUCUCUCCCACUUGACUGAGGACUACUUCCCUAAGAGUGGGUCUUCCUGAUCAGAUCUAGCAUUUCUUUAAUUGAACCAACAGUUACAAAUGCCAGCUGUGCCUAUGGCACUGUGACAUACCACACUCUGGGUUUCCGGUCCUCACCACAGGCUCUGUUUCACUUCUACUCAUGCCAGGAAGAGGCAGGUUCUUCCUGAUGACAGAUACAUUCAUUGUCAAUGAUAGGAGGACAAGUCUUGGUAGAUCUAGCACCAGGGGAAGGAAGCCCUUGCAUAUAAAGGGGCUUUAUUCCAACUGAAGCACUGUAAAGCAGAUGAGGGUUGGAGACUGAUAGAUCCCAUAAGUGGGCUAAUGGUGAGGAGCCCAAACAGUCACCUAGAGAACAGGAUGAUUACUCUGUGGGGGAAGAGAGAGUCAUUCUCAUUCUGGCUGCUUAUUCUGGUGCUGUUUCCUUUCAGAGAGAUACAGGCAGAAUACCACUGGAAUGAAGUUAAGUUCACUGCAGUGAGCACAGACCGCUCUCUCUUGGACUUCACUGGUAUUGCAGUUAUUGAUGACAUUCAGUGGAUUUCCUAUUACAAACUGAACCAUCAGAUUGCAGUAAAGGUAGAUUGGAUCUCUGAUGUCCUGGGGACCGACUUCAUUGAAGAGAUGUGUCAUUUGAUAAAGAGUCAUGAGAGGGAUGCUGUCUCCUUGAUCCAUUUUUUGACUGGAAAUGACACCAAGACUGAGAGAAACAACACAAUGCAGUACAUAUUAGGCUGUGAAUUAGAUGAUGACAUCAAGUUGAAUAGCAAAAUACGAAUUGGCUUGGAUGGAGAGACUAUGAUCGAGUUUGAUGAACAUCAAAGACACUGGGUGGUCCAGAGCCCUAGGGCUGAAAACUUGAAACCCAUUGUGGAAAGCCUCUUCUGGACUAAUUUGAGAAAACGUUAUGUUAAGCAAUAUUGUGUUGAUGUAGUUCAGAAAGUUAUUCAGAAUUCCACCAUGAAGGAAAAUAUGCCACCUGAGGUGUUUGUGUCCCGCCAUGAUUCUCCCAAUGGAACCAUCACCUUCUCCUGCUUGGUCGCAGGCUUCUACCCCAAAUUCAUCAUGUUAAUCUGGAAGAAGGCCAAUGAACAAGCCAUCUGGGGGAAAGAAAGCUCUAGUGGCACCCUGCCUAAUGCUGAUGGUACCUUCUAUCUCCGAAUCACCCUGGAGCUCCCUGUAGGGGACUCAGGAGCAGGUUACACAUGUGUAGUGGAACACAGGGAGCUGAAGAAAACCACUAUAUAUCCUGUUCCUGGAAAGCCCCAUAAGAGGAAGCCUUGGGUCAUGGUCCUGAGCAUCCUACCAGUUUUCAUUCUGGUGUUGAGCUGUGCCCUCAUCACAUGGAAGAAGAGGAAGACAGAAGGGGCACCUCUUUCUUUGGUGGGAAGUGAGAGUAGCACUAUAUGUGGCAGCGCUUCAAAACGUGGUCUUGCUCACAUACAGUACUACUUCCGGUUACAUAAUCCUUUGCGGGGUGCCUUAGAAUGA